GCGCGCGACCGCGACCGCGUCCGGGGUUGAAGCGCACGCACGCGCACGCGUCAGCGCGACGCACGCAGCGCUCGGAGGAUACGCCGCGGGAGCGCGAGAGUUUGCCCCGCGAUACGCGCGCACGGCGUCGCGAGCGCGGGAAGUGGUCGCGUUAGAAUUCUCACACCAUGGCGGACAAGGCGGCGGCGGACAUCAAGGCGCUGAACCUUCGCGACCGGAGCGAGGACAGCGAGCGAAGAGACGAGGCGUACGAAGCGCUGCGCAUCGAGGGCGACCCGAACGAGGCGGGGCACGUCGUGACGACCGGCCGCCCGGGCGCGUCGGACGGCCGGACGAUCUCGUACGAGACGAAGCGCGUCGUCGGUAACGGCUCCUUUGGAGUCGUUUUCCAAGCCGCGUGCGUCGAGACGGGAGAAUGCGUCGCCAUCAAAAAAGUCCUACAAGACAAGCGGUUUAAAAACCGCGAGCUGCAGAUCAUGAAAGUCUUGGACCACCCCAACGUCGUCGCGCUGAAGCACUGCUACUACAGCACGAACGAGAAGGAGGAGGUGUACCUGAACCUCGUGUUGGAGUACGUACCGGACACGGUGUACAGGCUGUCCAAGCAGUACAUAAAGGCGGCGCAGCGCAUGCCCGGGUUGUACGUGAAGUUGUACACGUAUCAGAUGGCUCGAGCGCUGGCGAACAUUCACAGCGGCGGCGUGUGUCACCGAGACAUCAAGCCGCAGAACUUGCUCGUGGACGGCGAGACGCACGUGUUGAAGCUGUGCGAUUUCGGCAGCGCGAAGAUUCUCGUCCGCACGGAGCCCAACAUCUCCUACAUUUGUUCGCGGUAUUACCGCGCCCCCGAGCUCAUCUUCGGCGCGACGGAUUACACCACCGCGAUCGACAUCUGGUCCUUGGGGUGCGUCAUGGCGGAGCUCCUCCUCGGGACGCCUCUCUUCCCCGGUGAGAGCGGCGUGGACCAGCUCGUGGAGAUCAUCAAGGUGUUGGGAACGCCGACGCGCGAGGAGAUUCACGCGAUGAAUCCCAACUACACCGAGUUUAAGUUUCCGCAGAUCAAAGCGCACCCGUGGAGCAAGGUGUUCCACAAGAGGCUGCCCCCGGAAGCCCUGGACCUCAUCUCUCACCUGCUCGCGUACGCCCCGGAGACGCGUUACACCGGGCUGGAGGCGUGCUGCCACGCGUAUUUCGACGAGCUGAGGGACCCGGCGACGAGGCUGCCCAACGGCGGACCUCUCCCUCCGCUGUUCGACUUCUCCGCCGAGGAGCUCGCGACGUGCACGCCGGAGAUGGUGAGGAAGCUAUUGCCGCCGCACGUGGCGGGCGGGGUUGGCGGCGGCGGCGUGGGAGGGGGAGGUGGUGGCGGUGGAGGGAAAGAUUGAUUUGUUUCGAUCGACGGAGGAGGAGGAGGAAGAGAUUCAAAACUUAUAACAAACGCUUCACCGGCUUGACUAGGCGACCUACUAGAAUGGGAUUGGGAUUGGGAUCGAGAGGGGGAUCGAUGACGCGCGCCGCGGCGGCGUUUUUAUAAUAGUAUCCCCACGCUAUCAUCACCGCCGACAACGCGUCGUGUCGCUGUUUAGGGCCAUUACAUUCAAAAAUAGUUCAUCGGUCAGUUGAAAGGAGACGCGAUCAAAUGUUG
This is a messenger RNA of Micromonas pusilla CCMP1545, 1645 nucleotides long. It is a transcript of the gene GSK3, whose product is annotated as glycogen synthase kinase 3. Gene Ontology annotation, cellular component: cytoplasm. NCBI's taxonomy places the organism in Eukaryota, Viridiplantae, Chlorophyta, Mamiellophyceae, Mamiellales, Mamiellaceae. The record is from RefSeq and is a predicted model, not a curated record. Gene Ontology annotation, biological process: signal transduction; protein phosphorylation. Bases 168 to 1385 code for a protein of 405 amino acids. The transcript has 4 exons. Gene Ontology annotation, molecular function: protein serine/threonine kinase activity; ATP binding.